Molecule: messenger RNA, 1938 nt
Organism: Psammomys obesus (fat sand rat)
Lineage: Eukaryota; Metazoa; Chordata; Mammalia; Rodentia; Muridae
Product: zinc finger protein 431-like
Biological process (GO): regulation of transcription by RNA polymerase II
Molecular function (GO): RNA polymerase II cis-regulatory region sequence-specific DNA binding; DNA-binding transcription factor activity
Source: RefSeq, a predicted model, not a curated record
CCUUCCCAGAAGAGUCUCUACAAAGAUGUGAUGCUGGAGACCUACAGGAGCCUGGUUGUUGUAGGCUACAACUGGGAAGACGACGUGAUUGAAUACCGCUGCCCGCGUCCCAGGAGACACGCGAGGCGCCUCGAGAGAGCACGCGGCCCCGGAGAGGAACAUCCCUGGCUCGGGGGAGCCCGGAGCCACCAACGGACUCGAACCCGGACACGCCGGACACGCCGAGGGGAGAAGCCCUACCAGUGCAAGGAGUGUGAAAAGGCCUACGCGUGCCCCAGCAGCCUCCGGAGGCACGAGAAGACCCACGCCGGAGAGAAGCCCUACGAGUGUCCCCAGUGCGGGAAGACCUUCCUGUACCACAGCAUCCUCCAGAUGCACCAGAAGACACACUCGGGGGAGAGGCCGUACGCGUGCGGCGAGUGUGGCAGGGCCUUCGCCUUCCGCAGCCACCUCCGGAGUCACCGCAGGACCCACGACGGGGACAGGCCCUACCCGUGCGACCAGUGCGCAAAACUGUUCACCUGCAACAGCAGCCUCCAGAGGCACAAGAGGACGCACACGGGGGAGAGGCCCCACGGGUGUGACCUCUGCGGCAAGGCCUUCGUGUACCAACGCCACCUCCUGAUCCACCGGCGGACGCACACCGGGGAGAGGCCCUACCGGUGCGGGGACUGUGGGAGAGCCUUCGCCUGCCACAGCAGCUUCCGGAGGCACAAGAGGACGCACACCGGGGAGAGGCCCUACGGGUGUGAACACUGCGGCAAGGCCUUCGCCCGGCUGGGCAGCCUCCGGGUCCACAGGAGGACCCACACCGGGGAGAGGCCCUACCGGUGUGACCUCUGCGAGAAGGCCUUCGCCCGGCAGGGCAGCCUCCUCCUGCACGGCAGGACGCACUCGGGAGAGAGACCCUACCGGUGUGACCGGUGCGGUAAAGCCUUCCCGGGCCACGGGAGCCUCCUGUGUCACCAAAGGAUCCACGCCGGGGAAAGGCCCGGUGGAUGUAACUCGUGGGAUAAGGACCCCGGGACCCAGUCGUCAGACACAUAAGAGAAGACACGGUAGAGACCCCGUGAAUGUAACCAGUAUGGUAAGGCCCUUGGGCGUCCCGGCGACCCACCGAGCCAAGGUCGAGGGAGGAAACCACGCCGGAGGGGAGAAACCCUGUGAAUGUAACCAGUAUGGUAAGGCCCUCGGGCGUCCCGGCGACCCACCGAGCCGAGGGAGGAAACCACGCCGGAGGGGAGAGACCCUGUGAAUGUAACCAGUAUGGUAAGGCCCUCGCGCGUCCCGGCGACCCACCGAAACCACGCCGGAGGGGAAGAGACCCUGCGAAUGUAACCAGUAUGUCUUCAAGAUGGCGGAACCACAGUCUUCUCGUCUUCAUCCAAUCUGGUAGAGGCGCCGUCCCGGCCCCAGGGUUGACGCACCAACCGUUGGGUUGGGAUGCUUUCUAGGACGCCCCCCCCGUCCCAAGCAGAGGGAUCAGGGCCACGGCUGGGACCGUGACCCCCAACCGGCCCCUGUGUAGGGAAGCCGGGCGCUCAGGGAAACGCUUUGGCUAGGCAGACGGAGCGUCGUCAUCAGCUAAAGAGUGCGAGCAGAGUGCACCCAAGGGUCUCGCCACUCUUGGAACAUCCGGAGCUGGGCUCAGCCGGACCCUCCGGCGGGGUCUGCUGGUGUGAGGUCGCAGCCGUGUCGCAGAGCAGAUGUUGGCAAUCAACAACGCAACGCCGUCGCAUAAGCAGUCAAACGAUCGUCUCGCGAGACAGCUCGGCCUGCUGUGGCCUUGAGUGUGUGUAUGUUCCUUGAGGUCACACGGUCGGUCCUCCCUAAGUGUCCACUGGUUAUGCUUUUGGCGCUGCCACUCGACUUCUCCGGGACAUAGAGAGAGAGAGAGAGAUGCCGGAUGAUGUAAUAGCAAUGAUAUUUAUUAAAAAA